AUGAGGAAACCAGAGGGAGCAAUUGCAACCAGUACUCAUCAAGUAAAGAAGAUGAAGAAGGGACUUUGGUCUCCUGAGGAAGACUCAAAGUUGAUGCAAUACAUGAUAAGCAAUGGCCAAGGAUGUUGGAGCGAUGUAGCGAAAAACGCAGGCCUUCAAAGAUGUGGCAAAAGUUGUCGUCUUCGUUGGAUCAACUAUCUUCGUCCUGACCUCAAGCGUGGUGCUUUCUCUCCUCAAGAAGAAGAUCUCAUCAUUCGUUUUCAUUCCAUCCUCGGCAAUAGGUGGUCUCAGAUUGCAGCACGAUUACCUGGUCGGACUGACAACGAGAUCAAGAACUUUUGGAACUCAACAAUAAAGAAAAGGCUUAAGAAGAUGUCGGAUACGUCCAACCUCAUCAACAACUCAUCCUCAUCACCCAACAACACAAGUGAUACUUCUUCUAAUUCCUCCUCUUCUAAUUUGGAUCUUAAGGACAUUAUAGGAAGCUUCAUGUCCUUACAAGAACAAGGAUUCGUCAACCCCUCUUUGACCCACAUACCAACCAACAACACUCAAUUUCAAGCGCCACACAUGAUCAACCACCCAUGUAAUGACGAUUUUACCCCUUACGCAGAUGGCUUCUAUGGAGUUAACGCGGGGUUACAAGGGGAACUUUACUUUCCACCUUUGGAAUGUGAAGAAGGUGAUUGGUACAAGGCAGAUAUUAACAACCACUUAGAAGACAUGAACACUAAUGGUAAUGGAGCUGGAAACGGAAACGUGCCUGAGAAUAUGAGAAUGGAAGAAUAUUGGGACCUUGACCAGUUGAUAAACACUGAGGUUCCUUCGUUUUACUUCAACUUCAAACAAAACCUAUGA
Arabis nemorensis is the source of this 858-nucleotide messenger RNA. Lineage: Eukaryota; Viridiplantae; Streptophyta; Magnoliopsida; Brassicales; Brassicaceae. The record is from the annotation of a GenBank genome assembly.